AUGAAAAUGUUUCAAAGCUUUGGCUUUUUUCCAACCUUGGUUCUUCUUGGUUUUCUUACAUCAGUAUUGGUUCAUGCCCAGGAUGGGGAUCAAUCAGGAUUUAUAAGCAUAGAUUGUGGAAGUCUUGAAGCCUACACAGAUAAUCUAACGGGCAUUAAUUACACACCGGAUGCAGGUUUUAUCGACAGUGGUGAAGUCCAUAACGUAUUGUCGAUAUAUAACUUGCUUAUCAUUGAUACACAACUUAACACACUCACAAGUUUUCCUGUAAACACUAGAAACUGCUACACCCUACAACCAACCCAAGGAAAGGGUUAUAGGUAUCUCAUAAGAGCACGAUUUAUGUACGGGAAUUAUGACUUAAAGGGGGAGCUUCCAGCGUUUGAUAUAUAUCUUGGGGCUGAUUACUGGGAUACGAUUAAGUUUAAUUCGUUUUCUAAACCAGUAACCAUUGAAAUUAUACAUGUCUUGUCAUCAGACUAUGUACAUAUUUGUCUGGUAAAUACAGGACAUGGAACACCUUUCAUAUCAACAAUAGAACUGCGGCUUCUGGCAAAUAAAAUGUAUACAGAAAUUGAUAUCGAAUCAUUAUACCUUUUUGCAAGAGCAAAUUUUGGAACUGCAUUUGGAACAAUCAGAUGUACUAACUUCAGUUUUAUUUAUUCGCCAUAUAGGUACAAGGCUGACAAGUAUGAUCGACUGUGGAGUCCAUUUAAUCCGCCUAAUAGUACUAGCAUAUACACUUCAGAUAAGGUUGUUGCAGGACUUUGGACAACCAUUGACCCGCCAUCAGAGGUCAUGAGGGAUGCCAUCUCUCCAAAAUAUCCGAAGGAUUCGCUAGAUUUAAAAUGGACGCCAGAUAAUACCAGUGAUAAAUUUAUCAUUUACAUGCACUUUGCUGAAAUUGAAAUAUUGAAAAAAAAUCAGACCAGAGAGUUCAACAUUUACCUAAAUGGAAACAUCUCAUUUGGACCUUUCUCUCCGCUAAAUCACACAGUCACCACUAUCCGUAGCACAGAACCUGAGACAAUAGCACCCACAUAUUUACUAACAAUAAAUAAAACUAAAGGAUCAACCCUUCCCCCAAUCAUCAAUGCUAUCGAGCUUUAUACUUUAAAGCAGCUCCAACAAAGACACACAGAUGACCACGAUGCUGCUACAAUGUGGAGCAUUAAGUCAACUUACAACGUUGCAAAAAACUGGCAAGGAGAUCCAUGUACUCCAUAUAAAUAUGUUUGGAAUGGUAUCAAAUGCAGCUACAAUGAUACCAAAUAUUCGAGGAUCGUGUCGUUGAACUUGUCUAACAGUGGCUUGAACGGCGUAAUAUAUCAUGGGUUAGCUAAUCUCACAAUGAUGCAUACCCUGGAUCUGUCAAAUAAUAACAUAACAGGAACUGUGCCGGAUUUUCUCUCUGGAAUGAACUCCCUAACAGUCCUCAAUCUAAAAGGAAACAAUUUUGUCGGGCCAAUUCCAGCAGGGCUUCUAGCAAAGGCGAGCAAGGGUUCAUUGACCUUAAGGUUCGGUAGCCAUUUGCAUAACCAAAAAAAUUAUGAUGACAUAAGUACGGGAGAUGUUGCAAGUUCUUGCGGAAGGAGUAACUGUAAAAGUAAGAAGGAUAACAAAUUCGUUGUUCCAGUAAUAACAACAGUUGCAUCAUUCAUUGUGAUCUUGUUGGCAUUCAUCGCUAUAUUGUUGAUUAAAAACCAAAAAGAGCAAGGUAUGAGAAACACUGCUCUUUAAAUCUAUAGCAAAAGAAGAGGCAUGGGGCCGGAAAUAAGAAAACAGCAGUACACUUACUCAGAGGUACAAAGCAUCACUGACAAUUUCAACGUUGUUAUCGGGAGAGGAGGAUUUGGAACAGUUUACCAUGGAUAUAUCGGUGAUACCCAAGUUGCUGUGAAGAUGCUUUCCACCUCAUCUCAACAAGGGGACAAGGAAUUUCAGGCAGAGGCUUAUCUCCUUCUGAGUGUUCAUCAUAAAAACUUGACUUCACUUGUUGGGUACUGCAAUGAUGAAAGCCACAAGGGAAUCAUCUAUGAGUACAUGGCUAACGGAAACUUGGAAAACCAUCUAUUCGAUACAAGUUCGAGUGUCUUGGAUUGGGAACAAAGGCUACAAAUAGGAUGCGAUGCAGCAAAUGGGCUACAGUACCUGCAUCAUGGUUGCAAGCCACCGAUAGUCCAUAGAGACGUCAAGUGUACCAACAUCUUACUGAAUGAAACACUUCAAGCGAAAUUAGCAGACUUUGGGCUGUCCAGGGCUUUUCCAGCAGAAGGGGGUACCCAUAUAUCAACAGUAAUUGCUGGCACUCCUGGUUACCUCGACCCUGAGUACUACACGUCAAACAGGUUGACUGAAAAAAGUGAUGUUUAUAGCUUCGGAGUUGUGCUUCUAGUGAUAAUUACAGGCAAACCAGCAAUAAUCAAAUAUGAAACCGAUAACAUUCACAUAAGUCGAUGGGUCAAUUUAAGGCUAGCAGAGGGGGAUGUGAAAAACAUUGUGGAUUCUAGUAUACUUGGGGAUUUUGACAUCAAUUCAGCAUGGAAGGCAGUGGAACUGGCAAUGGCCUGUGUUGCCCACACACCAAGCAGAAGACCAACCAUGAAUGAAGUGGUAAUGGAGUUAAAUGAUUGUUUGGCGACAGAAAGAGCUCGUCAGGAGGCCAAACCAAAGACUUUAUCGGCACUCACGUCUCUAAAUUUGGAGAAUGUGCAAGUUCAAGUUCCAAACCCAAGUUAGUGAAUCAGAAACAAAAUGCGUUAAAUUCAUGUACAGUUUUAUAUAAGAUAUGUUGUGCAAAUAGCUUCUAAAGUUUAUUUUCUUUCUAGAAUGAGAGAUAAGACUGCACAAGCUUAGCUCUUCUUUCA
Molecule: messenger RNA, 2867 nt
Organism: Erigeron canadensis
Lineage: Eukaryota; Viridiplantae; Streptophyta; Magnoliopsida; Asterales; Asteraceae
Product: putative leucine-rich repeat receptor-like protein kinase At2g19210
Exons: 13
Biological process (GO): protein phosphorylation
Molecular function (GO): ATP binding; protein kinase activity; protein binding
Source: RefSeq, a predicted model, not a curated record